Messenger RNA from Ylistrum balloti, 1296 nucleotides. RefSeq lists its product as uncharacterized. The coding region runs from base 1 to 1296 and encodes 431 amino acids. The transcript has a single exon. The record is from RefSeq and is a predicted model, not a curated record. NCBI's taxonomy places the organism in Eukaryota, Metazoa, Mollusca, Bivalvia, Pectinida, Pectinidae.
AUGAUGAACAUUCUAAAUUUUACUGAGGCUCCCAUGAAGGAUGAGAGCAUCGAAGAAUACGAACACCAUGAGUACGAUCCGAUUACCGGUACGAAUCUCAAUAACCCAGGUGAGCUCAGGAUCAAUAUUGAAACACAAGAUCUGUUUACUCACCCAAGCGAGAGCUAUCUGAUCAUCGAAGGGCGUCUGACAAAAACUGACGGGACCGCUUACGCAAACGAUGAUAACGUUACACUGACGAAUAAUGCUCUCAUGUAUCUUUUCAGCAACAUCAAGUACCAGCUUUCAGGACAGGAGAUUGAAUCUCUCUUUCAUCCAGGACAGGGUACAACGAUGCUUGGUCUGUUGAAAUAUCCAGAUGACUUCUCCAAGUCGCAGGGUUUGAAUCAAUUGUGGUACAAGGACACAUCAGCUGCAGCAUCUGCAGCUGCAGCAGCAGGCAAUGCCGGAUUUAGCGUUCGCCAAUCCUAUAUAAUCAAAUCUCCUGAUCCAAAGGGCACAUUUAGUUUCAGAGUACCACUCAAGCACAUCUUUGGAUUUUGCGAAGACUAUGACAAAAUUGUGUAUGGUAUGAAACAAACCCUGACUCUGGUGCGGAAAACGGACAACGAUGCGAUCUUCAGGAAUGCAAAUGUUGAUGAUGGGAAAAUUACCCUCGAAAAGGUGUCGUGGUUUAUGCCUCAUGUACUACCCGCAGAUGCUGAAAAUUUUCAGCUUUACAAGACACUCGAUUCAAAUGCGCUUCUACCCGUAAUAUACAGGAUCAGGCAAUGUGAUUCCAUCUCCGUAACACAGUCAACUAGCUUCACCUGGAGACUAUCUGUCAAAUCAGCGCCUGAAAGACCGCGCUAUAUCAUUGUCGGUUUCCAAACUGACAAAGACGGUGACCAAGAGCAGAAUCCUUCCAUCUUUGACAACGUCAAUGUGAGGAAUAUAUUUGUCAUGCUAAACUCGGCUAGAUACCCCGCAGUUGACUACAACCUCUCCUUUCCCAAACAGCAAUUCAGUCGGGCGUACGGUGAUGCAGCAGCCUUCAGGUCCAAGUUUUACAACAUGGACGAGUUGGUGUCAAACCCCAACAUCACCCCCGCCGAUUACAAGACUCUUUUCCCACUGUUUGUGUUCGACGUCAGCAAGCAGAGUGAGCGACUGAAGACCGCAGUCACUGACAUCCAAAUAAAAAUGCAGUUUAAUGCCAACGUGCCAGCGGGUACCGAAGCAUUUGCUGUUGUGAUUAGUGACAAGAUGAUAAACUUCAAGACCGAUGGGAAGAAGGUAAACGUUGUAUAUAGCUAG